This is a messenger RNA of Musca domestica (house fly), 7136 nucleotides long. RefSeq lists its product as uncharacterized. Gene Ontology annotation, cellular component: adherens junction; plasma membrane. Bases 1 to 6375 code for a protein of 2124 amino acids. The transcript is spliced from 15 exons. NCBI's taxonomy places the organism in Eukaryota, Metazoa, Arthropoda, Insecta, Diptera, Muscidae. Gene Ontology annotation, molecular function: protein binding. Gene Ontology annotation, biological process: establishment or maintenance of epithelial cell apical/basal polarity; generation of neurons; protein localization to plasma membrane. The record is from RefSeq and is a predicted model, not a curated record.
AUGCAAUCGAACACCAGUCGUGCCACACUGAGCGCACAAUCAUCGGGCACACCAUCGGCUUCAACGAUAUCAUCAUCUGGCAAGCAACAAGUUGUUGAAUUAUCCGGCUAUGUCAUCAUUUUGGUGGAAAAUGUUGAUGGAAAAAUUAAAUUAUACGGUUCACCACCGGAUCGUGAUAAUUUGGAAGUGGGCGAUGAGAUACUCGAAGUUAAUGGCUUAACGCUGGAUAAUAUAUCGCGCACCGAGGUUAUACGUCACAUACACGAUUGCAUCAAAUCGUGUACGAUAUGUUUGCGGGUGCGAAAGAAAAACGAUUCACGGCUGGCUUGGGACAUUGGCAACUCAGUGCAAGACGCAUUUGUUAUAGCAGUUGAGGAGCAUGCAAGAGAGCGUUUACAACGUUUAGCGGCCUUAAAUCGUGUUACCCCAGUGGAUAUAACCCAGCUAUCGAAAAAGCUCCAGCAAACGAAAGGCGGUGCCCCCUCAACCCAAAAGCAGGAUUUAAGUUUUCUCAACGAAGCCUCCCCCAUCUAUGUGACCUCAUUUAAUAGUAAUCAUACGGCCUGCAACAGUACCACACUCACCACAGCCGGUGUUGCUGCCACAUCGACGGGCACAGCUGGUCUGAUUAGUGCCACGACAGUAACACCCACAGCCGUUGCAUCGACCACAACAAAUGCCACAUUGUCCAAGCCGAAGACCGUACCAGCCAGUGGUGUAGCUUUGUCGACGGCCAUUGCCGGUGUGGGAGCGGCAGCAACAGCUGUUAAGGCCGCCUCAUUAGGGCCCAUAACCGGAAACACCUCAAUAGCGGCGGAUAGAAAUGCCAAUAAUUUUACUCAGGCUUUAGCUACAACAGCGACAACAACAACAACACCACAACCAUCAUCAAUCACAGCAGCAGCAACAACAACACCAAUAUUGACAAAUCACAAUAGCAUCUAUCAGGCCACAGCCCUUAGCAAGCUACCCUCCUCCUUGCCGCACAAAAAAUUGACCAUUGCCCGAAGUCUCCAGCACCUGGAGGUCAAGGAAGAGGAUGACGAUGAUGAUGACUUGGCUGCAUUAGGUGCCAAUUUGUGUAACAUUAAUUUCAUUAACUACAAGAAUAAGCAUGCCGAAAUACCCACACCCACCAGCAGUAGUGCCCCGCUGAAUAUUCAACCAUUUGUGGCAACAGCCCCUCAUAUUGUGGCCGGUGCCAGCUCCACGUUGGGCAGACGGAAAUCUCAACCGAAUAACACCACCAUCAACAACUAUCACCAUCACCACCCACAGCAGCAGCAUCCAGCCAAUACAGUUACCGUUAGUGCCACCACAGUUGAUGUUCAUCGUUCGGCUCAGGGAGCAGCAUCAACAGCGUAUCACGAUCACAUACCACCGCCCUUGCAAAUAGCCCCGGCCCAUCACAAGGUGUAUGUGGAUGCCCAGACCUUAACCUCGCCCCGGUUGGCCAAGGAGGCACCAAUUGGUUUGCCCGAUAUCAGCAAGACUGCAACCACAACAGCAGCAGCAACAACAACAGCUUCAGUAGCUGUUACAACAGCCACAAAGGCGGUACAAGCUUUAAAUAACAACAAUAAUAAUAACAAUUUAAGAUCCCUGGCAGCUUUAUCAUCAUCAGCGGUGUCCAAAGCCAGUAGCAGCACCACCACCGCCACCAAUACCAGCAACAACAAUAACUCAUCCCAACAACAUUUACCAUAUUAUAAUGUUCAUCAUUUGGGCACUUUGCAACAGCUUUCCCAACCACUGACAGCAGCAACAGCAGCAGCUGCAACAACAAUUCCCAGCAUCAAUGCACCCUGCUCCCAACAAGUCACCAGUAAUAAUAGCAGCAUAGCUUCCAAUUCCAACCAAACAUCAUCAAUAAUCAGCGCCACAGCAUCAACGGCAACAUCAGCAACAAAAGCCCUCAGUAGCAGCAGUAAUCUUAGUAAUAAUUGUGAUUUAUAUAAUAUAUCAGCAACAACAAAUAAUCUUCAACAGCAACAACAACAUCAGCAUCAGCAGCAGCAACAACAACAACUACAACCACCGAGAAGAGAGUUACUAACCGAUGACGAUGAGGAUGAGACCGACGAUAUUUUACAAUUGAAUACAAAUAGUUUAUCAAAUAAUUUAUCGCAAUUAAACUAUAGUCCAAAUAGCAGCAUAUCAAGAGGUGGAUUUGAAUUAUUAUUAGGUGAUCAAUCGUUAAGACAGGAUAUAAGGCCCCGGCGUAGAUCCGGUUCCAGCAUAGUGGUCUUGGACAGUGAAGACUUGAAACCCUGUCUACCUGAUGUUUACAACAAUUUACCGCAUAUACGACAGCCAAACGAAGAUACACAAGAAAUUGAUCAGGAAAUGUACACAACCAUGUUGAAGUCCAUCAAUCAAGAUAAUGGACCUCAUCGCGAGAUGGCUGUAGAUUGUCCAGAUAAUUUUAUAGCACGCAACAAGACACCGCCACGAUAUCCACCACCCCGUCCACCACAGGUAACGUUAGUUAGAGGAAGUGUUAUAAGACCCAAACACAAGAAGAAAUUAUCACCCAAAGCCACACAGAAAUCUAAUACACUACCACACCAACGUAAUCUUCAUCAUCAGCACGAACACCAACAAACCCAACAAAUUCACCACACCUUAUCCCAAUCUAGCUAUAUUACCACACUAACACAAAGUUUGAAUUCCACCAUUAUAACCACCACCAUUACCACCCUAACCACAACCUCAUCCCCCUCUUCAUCCUCAUCAUCAUUGCACAAGCCUUUAUAUUCGGAAUCGGGUGGUUUAGGUCAUCAAAAUUCACCACUGCUCACCCAUAAAAACCAUUUGAAUAAUACCCUGCCCAAAUGUACCGCUAAGCUAAUGCAAAAUAAUACAAAAUUAAUUAUUAAUAAUUAUUCCCCAUCACAACAACAACAACAACAACAAUAUCAUCAUCACCAUCCAUCAUGUAACUACACCACGGCCUCGCUUUUCACCACCUGCUCGCUGGGUGAACUGAAUGACACCAAUGCCGAACUGCAAAUGCAAAAUGCCUACAAUGCCCAACAACAACUGAAACUGGAUCAAAUUGAAAACUAUGAAAAUUGCCUGGAACUGCAUGGCAUGGAACAGCAGAAAUUGAACAAUGCCCUGGUCAUGGGUAAGGCGAAAAUGUCAGUGGCCCAUAACCCCAAUGGGGGAACGUUGUCCUCACCCGAAGAUUUGGAUUUGAUGAUGGUCGAUGCCCUCUAUCGCAAGGGUUCGAAUUCGCACUCAUCCUCCUCCACAUAUGAAAGUGAGGUGUUGAGUAAGAAAUCCUCCGAGUCCUUUGAUUCCAUAUCCUAUCGCCAGCUGCAGAACAACAACAACAACAACAAUGAGCUAAAUGGCAAGGAUCCAAAUUCCCAUUCCAAUUCCAAUUCCUCUUCCUCGACAUCGUCGUCCAGCCAUGCCCUCAAAGCGGCAAAUGGAAAUCUCUUAAACAAUGCCGCCAUGCUUCUAAAUGGCGGGGGAGAUUCACUGACCAGCAUUACCAGUUCUGGUUCCACACCCCCUCCCGAAUAUGAGCUCAAAGAAUUGGCCUCAAAAAAUCUACUUCCCACCCCCAUCAAACAUCGUGAGCUACCAGUCGAUGUACCGGAUAGCUUCAUUGAAAUGGUCAAGACCCCACCACGUUAUCCACCACCUGCCCAUCUUUCCUCGCUUAGCUCACAAAUCUCCUCCUGCAGUUCUGCCUCCACAGCCAAUACCACCCUGACUCGCAUAAAUUCCACCAACAAUUCCAAUACCGAAUCAAUGCAAAAUCACGAUAUCAGUCUAUCGCCACAAUCCCUAAAGGGUGGCGGCGGAAUGAUGACGACCAUGAUGAAUGGCCAACAGCAGGAGACUUCUUUGAUAUCGACAAUGUCCCUGAAUGGAUCCUUUGAAGAUUUUCAAAUGCAGCAGCAGCAACAGCAACAGGGAUAUCAACAACAUGGCCUACAAAUUCCCCAGCCCCAAGUGGCGGGUGGCCAGCAGUCAACGAAACGUAACGAUGAGUUAAAUGGUUCCGUGAAACCAGUACCGCCACCACGUGACGCAGUACCACCCAAAGAUGGCCGCAUGCGCAGUUCACCACUGCCGCCGCAGCUACCAGACCGACGUGGCAUGCCGGGGGCCAGCAGUCAUCAGCCACAACAAAUUGCCCAAAUUGUUGAGCCAACCAUGGAGCAAUUGGAUAGCAUUAAAAAAUAUCAGGAACAAUUGCGCCGCCGACGCGAAGAAGAGGAACGCAUUGCCCAGCAGAAUGAAUUUUUGCGUGCCAGUUUACGUGGCUCUCGCAAGCUUAAAGCUUUGCAGGACAACAAACCGAGUGCCCAGCAACAGCAGCCGGUGGCAGCAGAACGGGCCGUAAUUGGCGUGGAAAAUGAGGCCUAUGUUGAGGAUGAGGAUACGGAAAAGGUUACGGGUUAUGGCGAUUUAAUUGCCGCCCUCACCCGUCUCCAGAAUCAAUUGACCAAAAAUGGCAUGACAACACUCGCAGGCCGAGUGUCGGCCGCCCACAAUAUUCUCUCGAAUCCCGGAGUGGCCCAUGCAUUGGCCGCCCGUGCCGCGGUCUUACAACGUCGUCGCUCGAAGGCCACCACACCGGUGUCCACAAAUGCCCUGGAAUUGCAAAAGGAUAUUGUUGAGCUGCUGACGAAAUCCAAUUCAGCCGCCGCCAUUGAAUUGGGCAACCUGUUGACCAGUCAUGAAAUGGAAGGUCUGCUGCUGGCCCAUGAUCGUGUGGCCACCCACACCGAUGGUACACCCUCACCAUCGCUAAGCGGUAUCGGCAGUCCACAACCUCUCUCACCCACCACCACUAGUGCGGCGGCUGCCACACCCUUACCACCUCCACCACCCGUGGUGCCACCACCACCUUUGGCCCAACGCAGUGCAAUGCCUUUACCUCCCAAUGUUCCGGCCCACAAUGCCCCGGGCAGCAGUACCGGCUAUGCCCAUAUGAAACCAACGUCGGGUCAUCGUGCCGAAUCGCCACCCAUGAGCAGUGCCUGCUUCGGCAUGCUCAACGAUCAAAACGACAAUAUACGCAUUAUACAAAUUGAAAAAUCGACUGAACCGUUGGGCGCCACGGUGCGCAACGAAGGUGAGGCCGUGGUCAUUGGACGCAUUGUGCGCGGUGGAGCGGCCGAAAAAUCGGGUCUCCUUCACGAAGGCGACGAAAUACUCGAAGUCAAUGGCCAGGAAUUACGUGGCAAAACCGUCAACGAUGUCUGUGCCAUGCUGAGCACAAUGCAGGGUACCCUGACAUUUUUGAUAGUGCCCGCCGGCAGUCCACCACCCGGUGGCGGCCAUCAUCGCGAAAACGCUGUGCUCCAUGUCAGGGCCCAUUUCGAUUAUGAUCCGGAGGAUGAUUUGUAUAUACCGUGUCGGGAAUUGGGUAUUAGUUUUCAGAAGGGCGAUGUCCUGCAUGUGAUAUCGCGCGAAGAUCCCAACUGGUGGCAGGCAUAUCGUGAGGGUGAAGAAGAUCAAACGUUGGCCGGUUUAAUACCUAGUCAGUCAUUCCAACAUCAAAGGGAGACCAUGAAAUUGGCCAUUGCCGAGGAGGCGGGACUGCAGGGACGGAAUCGUGGCAAAGAUGGCGGUGCCAAGGGUUCGACGCUGUUGUGCGCGCGCAAGGGACGCAAGAAGAAGAAGAAAGCCAGCUCGGAAGCAGGUUACCCUCUCUAUGCCACCACCGCCCCCGAUGAAACCGAACCCGAGGAAAUACUCACCUAUGAAGAGGUUGCCUUGUACUAUCCCCGAGCCACACACAAACGACCGAUUGUCCUGAUUGGCCCCCCAAAUAUUGGACGCCAUGAAUUGCGUCAACGUUUGAUGGCGGAUUCGGAUCGUUUCUCAGCAGCAGUGCCACAUACCUCCCGUGCCCGUCGCGACAACGAAGUUCCUGGCGUCGACUAUCAUUUUAUUUCGCGUCAAGCCUUCGAAGCUGACAUAUUGGCUCGGCGCUUUGUUGAGCAUGGUGAAUAUGAAAAAGCUUACUAUGGCACUUCCCUCGAAGCCAUACGUACAGUUGUGGCCAGUGGUAAAAUCUGUGUUCUUAAUCUACAUCCACAAAGCUUAAAGCUGCUAAGAGCAUCCGAUUUGAAACCCUAUGUUGUGCUGGUGGCGCCACCUAGUCUAGAUAAGUUGAGGCAAAAGAAAUUGCGUAAUGGUGAACCGUUUAAGGAGGAAGAAUUAAAGGAUAUUAUUGCCACCGCCCGUGACAUGGAGGCCCGCUGGGGCCAUCUAUUCGAUAUGAUAAUUAUCAACAAUGAUACCGAAAGAGCUUAUCAUCAGCUAUUGGCCGAAAUCAAUUCGCUGGAACGCGAGCCGCAAUGGGUACCGGCCAGCUGGGUGCAUAACAAUCGAGACGAGUCAUAAUUAUUGUUUUCUGUUUUAAGUGAAUGUUGAAAAAAAAUUGAAUGGAAAAAAAAUGAAUAUUUUGGAAUUUUAUUCUAAAACAUAUAGAUAUUUAAAAGAAUUGUGUAAAUAUUAAAAAAAAACAAAAACAAAUGAAAAUGAGUUGGAGAAGGAAUAAUAAUUUAUAUGUGAAAGAAAAAAAAAAUCAUUUAUAUGCAAUAUUAUUUUUUUAAAUUAAUUAAAUUUUUAUUUUCUAAAAUUUUAUUUGUUAAAUGUAGAUAUGUAUUUCAAUUAUUAUUAUUAUUUUUAUUGUGUAUGGCAUCAUAUUAUAUAAAUAUUUUUUUCUUAUUGUUUAUGUAAAAUAUUUUUUUUAUUUCUUAAAAUUUAUCACAAAUUAAUUUUUAAAAAUCUAAAAUUAUUUUAAAAUCUUAUUUUCUAACAAAAUUUGUUUGACAAAUAUCUUGCAAAGAAAGAAAAAAAAACAAACAUGGACUCUUCCUUAAAUUUCCACUUUUUAUGUUGAAACCUAAAAAGCUAUUGAAAUUACAAAAUUAUUACUUUUCUUUGAAAAAAAAAACAUUCCACUUUUUUAAUUUUUAAUCUUUAAAAUUUUUUUGUUUUAUAUUUUUCUUUCGAAAAAAUAAAAAAAUAAAGAAAAAUCUCUAAGCUAAACUAAAGAUUUAAAUAGAAACGUUAAAUAAAUCUACAGAAAUUUACAAACAAUGAAAUGAAUCUUGGGAGGGGAGGAUCAUUGGGGCUUAAAAAAAUAAAUAAAAUAAAAA